Messenger RNA from Hevea brasiliensis (rubber tree), 702 nucleotides. RefSeq names its product MLP-like protein 328. The transcript has 2 exons. NCBI's taxonomy places the organism in Eukaryota, Viridiplantae, Streptophyta, Magnoliopsida, Malpighiales, Euphorbiaceae. The record is from RefSeq and is a predicted model, not a curated record. Gene Ontology annotation, biological process: defense response. The coding region runs from base 1 to 504 and encodes 167 amino acids.
AUGUUAGCCUACCAAAUCUGUGCCAUAGACAAUCUUUAUUGUGACAUAGAAGCCAUGGCUCUCAAGGGGAAGUUGGAGACUGUGUUAGAUCUCAAGUCAAGUCCUGAAAAGUUCUUGAGUCUCUGGAAGGAGCAAGCCUACCAGGUUCCUAACCUUACUUCUACCAAUAUUCAAGGAGUUCAUGUCCUUGAAGGUGAUUGGGUCACUCCUGGCUCCAUCAAGGUCUGGAACUACACUAUAGAUGGAAAAGCUGAGGUCUUUCAGGAGAAGAUUGAAUUGGACGAGGAAAAGAAAAUAGUACGUAUUAUUGGUCUGGAAGGUGAUGUGCUCAAGAUUUACAGGGUUUGCACUGGCACAUGGGAACUCACACCCAAGGACCAGGGGAGCUUGGCAAAAUUGACUCUUGAAUUUGAGAAGCUGAAUGAGAAUGUUCCUGUUCCUCAUAAUUACAUGGAUUUUGUGAUUAGCAUGACUAAGGAUAUUGAUGAAGGAAUCUCCAAAUGAGAGGAUAUAUGCAGGAACAGUUUAAUCCUUUGAAAUUAAAUAAGCUUGUAUAUUUAUGUAUUACAUAUGCAUGAGCUAUCAAACAUUAGAUUGUGUGAGAGUUGUCAGUGUUUGAAAUAUUGUUAUAUAAUUGUGAGGUGUUUUUAUAUUAUAAAUAUUGAAUAAAGGGUGAAGCUCUCUAGCUUGCUUCUUGGGUUU